AUGGAAAUUAUUUCCAUUCGUGAUUUACAAUAUGAAUUGGCUCGUGUUUGUAAAGCUCAUAAUGAUAUAUUACGAACAUAUGAAGCUAAAUUACGACAAUUUGGUAUUCCAAUUGAAGAAAUUGGUUUUAAACCUUUAGAAAGUACAGUUGCUGGUCAACAAUUAGGUCGAGGUGUAGCCGGUCUUGUUACAAGUCCACCAUAA
Molecule: messenger RNA, 204 nt
Organism: Rotaria sp. Silwood1
Lineage: Eukaryota; Metazoa; Rotifera; Eurotatoria; Philodinida; Philodinidae
Source: the annotation of a GenBank genome assembly